Messenger RNA from Ooceraea biroi (clonal raider ant), 1002 nucleotides. Its product is annotated as sepiapterin reductase. Gene Ontology annotation, molecular function: sepiapterin reductase (NADP+) activity. The record is from RefSeq and is a predicted model, not a curated record. Gene Ontology annotation, biological process: tetrahydrobiopterin biosynthetic process. Lineage: Eukaryota; Metazoa; Arthropoda; Insecta; Hymenoptera; Formicidae.
GAGACGGUAAUUAGAUUCCAUUGAUAUAAUCAUGUCGAUUGAGGCGCUGUCCGGUAAAGUCUUCUUGGUAGUAACCGGUGCGAGUCGUGGCAUCGGUCGACAAAUCGCGAUAACGUUUGGCUCGCUGCUGGAGAAAGGUUCGCACAUGCUCUUACUGGCGCGAGACCUUAAUGCUCUGUGUGAAGUCACAGAAAGUAUAUCUCCCAUCGUGAAUGUCGAUGCGGUGAGAAUGGAUUUGAGUAAAGCGACAAAAACUGAUCUCGAAGAAGCCAUACUGAAAACUCUGAAAGGAACUACUCGCGAGGCGUUCGACCGAGUGGUCCUAGUGCACAAUGUGGGCAGUCUAAAUCAAAAACUGCUGAACGAGUUGACAGACCUGAAUGACUGGAGAGCGUACUACGACUUGAAUUUUUUCGUGCCCGCUGUGUUGAAUGCGGUGGUUAUGAAUCUCUUCGAUUCGAAGACGAACACCAAGAAAGUAAUUAUCAAUAUAACUUCUCUGUAUGGUAUUCAGGCGUUUAUUGGCAGUGGUUACUAUUGCACGGCGAAAGCAGCACGGGAAAUGUAUUUUAAGGUCUUUGCGUUGGAGAAUCCCGACGUUGACGUAUUGUCUUACAGUCCGGGGCCCGUCGACACGGAUAUGCUUACUUUCUUAUGUGAAAACAUUAUUGAUCCUGAAAAUAAGGAAAAGUUUCGCGAAAUGCGAAAGAACAAGACCAUCUUAAGUCCAGAACAGAGCAUUAAUCGUCUUGUGGAGGUAUUGAAGGCACAUAAGUAUAAAUCGGCGGAACAUGUGGAUUAUUACACUCCAUUGUAGAUGCUUGACACUUCAGGGGAAAAGGGACAUGCACAAGAUAAUUCAUUCAACAAGUCUCUUGAUAACCUAAUUUUUUUUAUACAAUUUUGCUUUAUUUUAAAAAUAAUACUAUAUCUCUGUAACUUCUUGCGCAAAGUAAUAUAAAAAAUGUUAUAUUUAAAUAAAGUUUACGCAUUAAUCUAUAA